AUGCUGUGCAGGAACAAUAUUGACCCAUUGAUGAACCUGAGAGCUUACGACAUAUUUGUCAAUGAACUUCUAUGCAUUGGCACCGGAUGCCCGUAUUCUUCUGUUAAAAGGGCACCUCAUGCAUUUGCAUAUGCAGAUGACAUUGGUACAGCUCGUGCAAUAUCUCAAGGUAAUGGUGACAAUUACCUUGUCCAACUUGCUGUUGGGCAGUGUCCGAGAAACUGCAUAUACUACGUGACACCUUGCCAAGGUGCUAUCUUGGAGGAUGUGCUUGCUAGCAUGUUGAUGACGCCGCACGACCUCUCUGAAGCAGAAGUUCUGUAUUCGCUCACAUCAAAAGCAACGUUCGAGAACAAUAGGUACAGGAGGCCCAAAAGAGAAACAAAACCAUCCGCUGACUAUGUUGAUUGGAUGUGA
This is a messenger RNA of Lolium perenne, 417 nucleotides long. The record is from RefSeq and is a predicted model, not a curated record. NCBI's taxonomy places the organism in Eukaryota, Viridiplantae, Streptophyta, Magnoliopsida, Poales, Poaceae.